Mya arenaria is the source of this 1299-nucleotide messenger RNA. RefSeq lists its product as uncharacterized. The transcript has 9 exons. Lineage: Eukaryota; Metazoa; Mollusca; Bivalvia; Myida; Myidae. The coding region runs from base 217 to 1257 and encodes 346 amino acids. Gene Ontology annotation, molecular function: catalytic activity. The record is from RefSeq and is a predicted model, not a curated record.
UUCUUAAAAUGAAGAAGUGUUUAUGUUUGGUUGUUUGCCUAUUUGUCCUUUUAUCUUUUGGAUAUGCUCACCGGACACGUAGAAAAGAAACAUUGAAGCAAUAUUUUCCUGGCGAUUGAAUGUUAUGAAUGCCUUAAAAAAGUAAAUGAACGAAAAAAGGUUUUGACGUUUAACACGGCAUUGACGGGGGUCAUAGAGCGUUUUUUUCCUGACGCCAUGACGUCACGUGAGAUGAGACGAGAUGCCAUAAUGGGUGCCGUCAGGGAUUCUGGCGCAGAUCUCGUGUGCUUACAAGAGAUACCUCUUGGAGUGGACGUGGCGACCAUUGUCCGGAAUCUAUCCUCUGUGUAUCCAUAUUCCUUCAGCGAUCUUCACCUUACGGACGGCUCGUUACCAUCCCAAACAGAAUCGAAAGUUGGACCAUGUGACACAAAACGGCUAGGUACAUUGCUCACCUGUGUUACAAUCAAAGGCUGCGUCAGCCGGGCCGAGUCUGGGGCUAUAAACGAGUUCCUCAAAUGUGUCGUGAACUGUUGUGGCAUCGAGUUUGAAGACCUUUUGAGGAAUGAUUGUCAAAAUUGUCUGCAAUGUGUGGUACUGACUGUAUAUAAUCCAGCAGAUCUUCUAAAAACUUGUGGGUCACCAGUUCCAAAUCUCUCAGUUCCAUCGCUAAACUCGCACGGUCUCCUGUUGUUAUCAAAACGUCCCCUGACUAAUACGGCAGCCGUCGAGUUCUAUCCAAAUGAUCCAGAGAUUCUUGCACAUGGCUAUAUAAGAGCAAAGGUUGACAAUAAAAUCACGGCAGCUUGCAUACACGCCAGUCCAUUGGGUUCCUUUAAUACAGAGCCAGCUUUAAAGAGGCGUUUCCGGUCCGUGCAGGAGCAGCUGAUGUUUGAGGGACAGCAGGUGUUCGGUGCCUUCCAGUCCUUGCGCCCACUUGUGCUCCUCGGAGACUUCAACGUAGGACCGAGGACAAGGGAAGCAGAACCGAUUGCAGAGGAAGCCUACAUGAUUCUGGCCCAGCUGUUCAGUACUGACGUUGUGGAUUGUUGUACUGUCUGCCCAGGAAACCCGUUUAUCAAAUUCAACCACGUGAUAGACCACAUUUUCGCUGGAGGAGCAAGUGUGAAAAACGCCAAGCGAGUAUUCACAACCGACGAAGUUUCUGUCCAGCCUGGUACUACACGACUUCCGGUUAGCGACCAUUUCGGUGUCAUAGCGAAUGUCUGUUUUCGCACCCCUGUGCGCAGACACUGAGGUUAAGAUAUACAUGUGCCAAUAAACUUUUCUUUUGUUGAA